Alternaria atra is the source of this 822-nucleotide messenger RNA. RefSeq lists its product as uncharacterized. Gene Ontology annotation, molecular function: cholestenol delta-isomerase activity. The record is from RefSeq and is a predicted model, not a curated record. Gene Ontology annotation, biological process: sterol metabolic process. Bases 1 to 822 code for a protein of 273 amino acids. Gene Ontology annotation, cellular component: endoplasmic reticulum; membrane. Lineage: Eukaryota; Fungi; Ascomycota; Dothideomycetes; Pleosporales; Pleosporaceae. The transcript has 3 exons.
AUGUCCUUCUUCUUCGGUAGCAAGAAGGUGCCUCCGCCGCCGCCUGUUAUACCGCCGCCUGUCCCCCGCUCAGGUCCGGAAGUCGACGCGACGACCGUGAUUUCGCUCUUGGCUGUACUCGCUCUGCUCGGUGGCGCUUAUGGUGCUUCGAUAAAGGUUCUGCCGAAAACGACUACCCUCAAGAUACGCGUACUGUUCAUCUGGCACCUCUUCGAUGCUCUAAUCCACUUUGUCUUCGAAGGCUCUUUCCUAUGGAAUUGCUUCUUCGUUACGUAUUCGCUGCCCACCUCUUUCUCUGCCGCAUCACGCAACCACCCUCAUAUCACCCUCUUUACUCCUCCAGACGUGUAUUGGCUGGGUAGGCAGGAUCUCCUCUACGGAGCAAACUAUGGGACGGGUCCAUUCAGUCGAUUGUGGCAGGAGUACGCGAAGGCGGAUAAGCGAUGGGGAGGUACGGAUCUAACGGUUGUGGCUCUCGAGAUUCUGACAGUCUUCGUGGCGGGUCCACUGGCAUGUUGGAUAUGCUACCUUCUCACCAAAGACGCAAAGAAAGGUGUACUGAAGAAGUGGUUUUGGAUGAUUGUACUGGCCACAGGGGAAAUAUACGGAGGUUGGAUGACUUUCGCGCCUGAGUGGCUGACUGGAAGCCCCAAUCUCGACACAAGCAACUGGAUGUACCUCUGGCUGUACCUUGCGUUCUUCAAUGGCCUAUGGGUCGUCUUCCCCCUUUGGGUUCUAUACGAAGCAUACCGAGCUAUGAGCUCCGCCAUGUCACAAGCUGAGAUGGUCGACCUGGUCAACUAUCUUAAGAAGGAUGACUAG